Molecule: messenger RNA, 5552 nt
Organism: Cottoperca gobio
Lineage: Eukaryota; Metazoa; Chordata; Actinopteri; Perciformes; Bovichtidae
Gene: skida1
Product: SKI/DACH domain containing 1
Exons: 1
Coding region: 94-2577 (827 amino acids)
Source: RefSeq, a predicted model, not a curated record
UAUGAGCAGGAUGCCUUGAGCUCGCGACCCUAUGCCAUUUACUGGUAAAUCCAUAAUAUACUGUGGAUUAAUAUUGGAGCGGAUACAUACAACAUGGGGGACCUGGAGUGUGGCUUUGAGGAAAUGCAAGGAGUGAGAUUGGGAUACCUGCUCAUCAAAGGCAAGCAAAUGUUUGCUUUGUCUCAGGUCUUCACCGACCUGCUGCAGAACAUCCCUCGGACCACGGUGCACAAGCGCAUGGACCACCUGAAGGUGAAGAAGCACCACUGCGACCUGGAGGAGCUGCGGAAGCUCAAAGCAAUAAACUCUAUAGCUUUCCAUGCCGCUAAAUGCACGCUCAUAUCGCGGGAGGACGUGGAGGCUCUGUAUUUCUCCUGCAAGACGGAGCGGGUGUUGAAGUCCAACAAAAGGAAAGCGAAAGCGGUGGUUUCCCCCGGGGGUGAGGAUGCAUCCCCGGGGCUCCUCCGUGCGGACGCCGAACUGUGGAAGGAAAAAGUUUGGUUUAGUUUGCACGGUGUCCCGGAGACUCUCACACUUCACAACAAAACGGGCAAGAGAAAAGAGCUGACUCCUUGCCUUACCGACUCCAAACUACCUCAAAUUUACCACAAAACCCACGCACGGGAGUUCCGCUCGGUGACUAAGUCCAGUCACAAACACUUUAAAAACUAUGAAACAGCUAAAAUAGCAGGGAACCGUGUUACUUUGAGCCAAAGGCACUCGUUUUUCCGGAGCGCAGUGAGCCGGCAGCCGGUGGUGCUUCAGUCCGCCAUAGCUGCUCAGUCCAGGCUCUCGCGCUCAGCCGGCGACCUACUUCACAAAAGGAAGAGGAGGCGCGAGGGGGGUGGCGGCAGGGACAGCGCGAGGCACUCUUUGAGCAGGAGCAGACACGCGCACCACCACGUACCACCGGUGCUGCUCGUGCAACCAAAAUCAUCCGGCAGUCACGGGACUUCUUUCGGUAAUUUUCACCUCGGGCCGGAUUUCUAUCUUGACCCCAGAUCUCACCACCAUCACCACCACCAGCACCACCAUCAUCAUCAUCACCACCACCACGAACCCACUUUCCCGGAGAGUUAUAGCAGCGACACCGAGUCCAGCACCUACUCGGACCGGGCGUACCCCGACUCGGACUUUGGCUCCGGCCUCUCCACCACCAGCAACUCGGGCAGCUCCGAGGAGGAAGAGGAGGGCGAGGAUGAAGAUGACACGCAGUCAGAUAGUUCAGAGGUCAGCUCAGACGAGGAGGAGAGCUCCUCUCAGUCCGACUCGAGCUCUGUUUCUAGCCGCGUUUCGGUUCAGAGCAUCCGGUUCAGACGGGCUCGCGUCGGCUCUCUCGCCAAAACGGUCAACACUAGUAAAGCACCUUUGGUCCUGCAGCCCACGUUUCACUACAACAAUCCGCAUGAAGAGAAACAACACAGGACACUGGGCCACGUUGCCGCGUCACAGACAUGGGACAGAAGACAGGAGAAACGUCAGAAAUGUGAAUUUAUAUGCAGUGAAACUAGAACGGACUUUGGACACUUACACCCACCACAAUUUAACUCAACUGUUAUGGGGGAAACCUUUUUCACCGAGUCUAAAAGGGGGAAAGUGUUUGAGGCUGAUCUAAACAGGGAUGGCCAUGUGGACGAGCUGGCCCCUUAUUCACCGGGACGCUACCGGAAUAAGGUUUUUCACCCCUCACGCAGGACACCGGGGUAUCCCACCAAGUGCCCCCCGGGACUGAGCGCACAGUGUGACCCGGACAGAGACGCCAAGCUCCCCAGAUGCGCCGACAAAAGGGAGGCCAAAGCCGGCAGCCUAAAACUGCCCCAUCCAUUGAAAAAAAUAAAGACCGAGCCAGAGGAGCUCUCUGUGUCCGUCGCCCCCCACUCGGACAGCGGCAGGGCAGCCAGGACGCCCCCCUUCAACCUCCACAAUGUGAAAGUUAAAGUGGAGGAAAGCUGUGAUGAAUAUGAAUACCAGAGCCAGGCCAAUGUAGUCAAAUGUAAAGGAGAUACGACAGAGAGCAAUGGCCAUUAUGCCACCAAACAUGGGGGCUUCUUCAACAGCGGGAUUAAAGCCACAGAGAAGAGCCCUGAUGUGGCCCCCAGGUCCCCCUGUAGUCCUCCGGAAUGCAGGAGCUCCCAGGACAGCCUGUGUAUCGAGGAGGGGGAGCACAGGAACAAAAACUGCAGGGCUCCGGUGCUGGGGAAUAAGAAACCUCGAGUUUCCCGGAUGCAAACUAAACAAAACGUGCACAGGGUCAACCAUGCUGCCUCUUCUUCUUCCUCUUCUUCUCCGUCCUCUUCUCGUCCCGAGGAUGUAUCCACGGAGGAUUUACCUAGCAGACGCAAACGCAGUAACGCGAGCACAGUAGCAUCGCCUUCAAAAAUGCUUUUCAGCCUGAUGGCAAAUUUCCCAUCCCCGCCGUCGCUGGUUGUUGGCAGCGACGGGGAUUUGUGCCCUGCUUACUCCCUGAACUCGCUGAGGGGCGCCGGGCCUCCCCCUCCGUCCCACCCCGUGUGGAGGUGGCAGCCAGGCGGCCAGAUUCUCCCUCCCCCACACGCUCAGAGAACUAGGAAAUACUGAGCUGGUUUUUAAAACAAAAAACACACAAACAAUAGCCUUCAUCGUGUCCAUCUCCAACCUACCCAGUCUUAACGUGAGCUGACCAAAUUGCUCGCAACUUUAUCGGUGUGUAUUAUUUUUCUGUGAAUGGGUUUACAUUCCGCUUUGUUUUGAAGUUUGAUCGAGGAAAAACCCACACGAUCCCCAUCUGGAGCCUCAGAAAACGCCCACAGGACUGUGAGACUCCGCUCGUGGAUUUAUGCUUAAAAACUGUUUAAAAUAAGCUAUCGAUCCUAAACUAUAUGUUAGGUUAUUGUGUUUACUUGACUUUUUUUUUCUGAUUGCUUCUUCUUCGCUUUUCUAUGCUCGACCUGUUGGAUUGUAUGGUGCCAGGGUUUCAGUGGGUUGUGCUUUGUCUGACAGAGGAAUGGGGUCUAAAACAAACCUGCAGCAUUCCUUGAGAUGAGGCUCCUCUAAUCUAGCUGUGACUGAGAGCUAGUUGCUAAAUCAAAAAAAUAAAUCAGGGUUUCCCAUUCUGUGCCACCUGGUAUAUUUUAUAUAUCAAAGCUGUGUUUCUUUCAGGACUGUCACCAGCUUGGCCACAAUGACCCAUGUGUCCCAAGUUUUCAAUUUCAGAGAAUUAUUAAAAAAAAAAGGUUUAUUAAUGUACAUUCUCACAGAUACGCCUUUAUUAGAUUUGACAGGAAUUUAUUCCUGGUUGAGUUUUUUCUUCUUCUUCCUAGAGUGCUUGUGAUAUGGUUUUCAGUCUUUUCUUUCUGCUGAGUAUUUCUUGGUUCGCUAAUGUGUGACUGUGCACAGACGCAGGCCCAGACGCAACACAGGCCUUAUGUACAGACAAUCAAACAGAACAAGGCUCAGACCUUCAUAGCACGUCAGGUCCCACGAUGGACUCGAUUCACGUCCCUCCUGCUCCACUUGGCCACCGAUUUCUCCUGCACACCACACGUGUGCCAGGACCAGUCUGUAUUUGUGUUUGGAGCUCGAGUAUAAGUAAAGUAAAACAGACAUAAUGCCAAUGCCCGAGAUAGUCUGUGCACGUGAAUCAGCAGUCACUGUGGGGGAAACAGCACCAACACAGCGUCAAACACCUUCUAGCUACUCAGAAACAAUGCGGCAAGGCACAAGAGGUGGGCUUCAAUGCAUUGCACUUUGAUACUGUUGGGGGUCUUGUUUUUAGCUUUAGGGUUUUCUGACUAGCCUGUGAAAUGAUGCCUGAGAGAAGCUUGAAAAAAAAAAGAUGAGACUGUUUAAUUUGGAAGUACACACAAAGGCCAAACUGCGGUUUGCAUAUUUAGGAUUCACCCACAUGUGAGUUUCUAACCAUGGUGGUUUUCUGAUUUUCUAUAAUUUAAUAAUAUGCUAAUUUCCGUGAAGCCACUGUUGUUCAUUAUUCUAUUUUUAGUUGAAGUUAAUUGUCUCGAUUUGCGCUGAAAAAAGCCGAUUAUUCAACACCCAAAAUACAAUCAGUUUUCAAAUAUUGCUUUUUUUUAUUCGUCACCAUCUCAUUAUCUUUAAUGCAGCCUUUUGAAUAUGGCCGCUCAGUGAAUGUAGUACCCCAGACCAUUUCAUUUACUCCCUAAAUUCAGUCACACACCUUUGAACGGAAGUGAAUCCAGUGGUUGAAGCUGCACCUACAUGCAGGUAUUUUAAGUAAAUGUGUAGAUGUUUUUAAUGGCGGUGCAGGACGCGCUCUGCUAAUUGACAGGCUUUUCUGUCUGCGACAAAGAGAGGCCCAGUUUAUGGCGAGCCAGAUCACAACAAACCCAAAGCCCGUGAAUGAUGUCAGCCCCUCACAAGCACAGCAAAGGGUGCAUUCAUUCAGAGGAUUGUAGAAACUAUUUAAUGGGUGAUUGUAAAAAGAAAAAAGAAAAGAGAGAAAAUGUGAGUUUCACUCUGCCUAAAUCAGUGUGGAUACAUAUGUUUAGCCACGCGAUUAAAGCAGCACUCUGCAGCCAUGAAGCCCCAACUCACAGUUGGCCUUAUUUCUGAGGCUGCAGCGACAAUUCAAACUUGAACUUAUAUCCCCAGCCUGUAAACUGGCUAUUUUUGCAGCCGUGACACAAGCUGGUAUAUGAGCAGGCUAGCAGUAAAAUGGAGGGGGUUGCACGGGGGUGAGAGGGGGAGUUGCUGUGUUGCAAGAGCGAAGCUUUCAACCUUUAAUCCGCAUGUCAAAAGCAUAGGCUGCACGGCAUAGGAAGAAGAGGAAUAGCCUGCGCCCAAAGCAGCGCGGGUUUGCCCCCCUGACGCACCAGCCUAUUCUCACGCAGGACUUACAAUGCACGGCUGAGGGAAGGAGAUGGUGGUAAUGGCCUGUUGGGAGGGCCUUUCCACAGUAAAGACAAAUAGCUCUCUGACAGUGACGCUAUCAAUGUAAACAAUUGCAUCGUGCAGCAGCUCGAGGCUGCGUGCACUCUCCCCCUCCUCCUCCUCCACCUCCUCCUCCCCACUUCCCUGCCCUCCUCAUUCACUCAUUUACUUCGCUUUUUGAUACAAUACUUGAGGUCAGGUUUUUGACAUGGAAUUUGAAGUCACUGGUUGUUUAUAUGAAACUGAAUAUUUAUUUUUGUGAAUUUUUCUGGGGUUUCUUGUACAUUGAUUUUUGUUGUUGUUGUUGUGAAUAUUAUAUAGAACAACUGCACUCGAAAUGGAAACUUGAACGGUGGAUUUCUGAAGCACUUUCCCUUUCUUUUCUUUUUUUAUUAUGAAGCAUUCAUUAAACGCGACUGAGUGUAAUUAUCAGACUCUCUUUCUUUUGAGUUGGACAAUCAUUUGUUGUUUCGGAGGGGGGUUAACAGAUUUAAUGAUGGAGAACUUAGCCUGGGGUUUGCAUUAGGAGAGGGUUAUAAAAACAAAGAGGUGAAGUGAUUUUAAAACUUUAUUUUAUAGGGUUUCCCUUUUCUUUCCUUUUUCUAAUGUUUUGUUUUGGAAACACAGCUGCUUUUCACUAUUGAUUUAUGUUGCACUACUUUGCCAUU